AUAAGGGUGUUCUAUUUAAUUGGAAUCUUUUCAUCCUUGCUGUUUAUCGAAUAUUAUACGAGGACAAAUAAUGCUUGCAAACGUUGCGAGCGUCAAGUGGAGUGCGCGUUUAUAAAAUCUUUAAUGUCCAAAUUUUUCAUAGUCAUAAUUCUUUCAACAUAUUACUGUAUUUCAACAUAAGUCUAUCUUUGUCUCACGUAUGGUAAAUCGUAAUACACGAGACAAAGACAGACUGAUUUUGAGAUCUAAGGAACGACAAACGUGGUCCCGAAGCGUCCGAUCGCGCCAUCUUGGUGCGUCUCCUAGAAGCUGCACGCUCGUAAACGGUUUCCGCUUGUCUUCCCGGCAUCGGGCCAUAUUCUAAUCCCUCCGUUAGCCGCAAACAAAACGCUGCGUCCCUAACCUGGGAGUCUUCCGAGGAGGAGUACGUGGCGUCGGCGACGGCGUCCUGAUUGUGGUGUCGUCCCGCGCCGAGUUGGCGUAAUCCGCGAUGGACGAGGACGUGAUCGAGAUCGAGAGUGUGGAGAAUGUCUGCAGACUGUGCCUUUCCACGGAUAGGCCUAGGUCCUCGGUGUUCGCAACACAAGACGAUGAGAAGGAAGGCUCGUCUGGUGUGCCGUUGGCCACCAAGAUCCAGACCUGUCUAUCCAUCCAGAUUUUAACAACUGAUAAAUUGUCCACAUUGAUAUGCGCAAAUUGCGUGAAAAACGUCAAUCAAUGGCAUACUUACAAGGAGUCAUGUCUGCGUUCUCAAGACAAACUACAAGAAUGGCUGGCAAAUCAAAUACAAUCAAACCCUAUGGUUAUAACAAUUAAGGAUGAACCAAUGGAUUUUGAUUAUGAAGAUAAUGUAGAAAUUAUAUCUGAGAUCACCAAUAAUUUGGAACAAUCAUUACCAGCUCAGGAAGUAGAAAAUAAUGACUCUAAUGAUGACAAAGAUGACAAUGUGCAAGAUGUAACAGCUAACAACGAUAUGCAGGAUGUAACAGAUAACAACGAUGUGCAAGAUGUAAUGGAUAACAGCGAUAUGCAAGAUGUAACAGAUAACAGCGAUAUGCAAGAUGUAACAGAUAACAGCGAUAUGCAAGAUGUAACAGGUAACAACGAUGUGCAAGAUGUAAUAAGUAACAGCGAUGUGCAAGAUGUAACAGAUAAUAAUGACGUGCAAGAUGUAACAGAUAAUAAUGACGUGCAAGAUGUAACAGAUAGUAAUGACGUGCAAGAUGUAACUGAUAAUGAUGCUAACGAUACUAAUGAAAAUUCUGAAUCAAUUCCACUUGUUGAGACUGUAGAAGUGGAAAAGGAGAUUGAUAAAGAAGAAAGUCAAACGAAUCAGCAGGAUUCCAUUGCUCUGUGUUCUAUUAAGAGCGAACCGCAAGAUGAUGAUACCGAUUGUACCGUAGAAUUAGAAUCCACGAAUAGCAAUGAGUUACUGUUGAAUUCCAUGGCAGAUGAGACAGAGGACAUAGUCAUGGAAGCCGAUUCCACACAGAAGUCCAACUUAGCUGGCGCACCGCCUAAAAAGAAGUUGAGACGUGGGCCUCACACUCACUUCAGAGGAACGCGUGUCUUUAAGCAAAAAUGCACGCAUUGUCAGAUAUUUCUACAUUCUAAGUAUUCGUUUAUGAAGCACAUGGAAAGGUUUCACAGUAAAGAAAAUGGUAUCGGGAAUUUAGAGUCACAGAAUGAUGACGAAGAGAUGGUUGAAGAUUUGGAAGAUGAACUUGUCAGCAUGGAAAAGGACUCACCACUAACGCAAGUCCAACAGGACAUUAUUAGUCAACUAAAGACUUUCUCUUGCUACUCUUGUGAACAGACUUUUAACGAUCGACGCAGCACCCUUUCUCACAUACGUCAACAUUUGCCGGAUUUGAGGCCGUAUACAUGUAUCGCCUGUCUGACAGAAUUUCCAGAUCGAUCGAUGUAUCAAUUACAUUGCGGAGCUUCCUUUGAAUGUGCUAUGAAGAUCGCCCUAGUCGUACCAAAAAUCGGUAAUGAGCGAUACUUUACAUGCAACAUGUGUUUGCGCUCAAUGCAGGGGAGGAAGGAGUUGCUCAGUCACUUGUCGAAACAUUCUGACAAGCAAUAUGAGGAGAUGAUGGGGCCGGCGCGAGCCCCGCCCAAACUGAAGCCGAUGGCGCCGUUGCCAUCCGGGAAAAGCAGCGUGCCCAAUAAAAAUGUUGAUGGACUGCCUUACAAAAACGGCGAUCCAAUGCAUAAUCAUGUCUGCGAUCUGUGUGGCAUGAUCUACCGAUAUCGGCCCAAUAUGCUUAAACACAAGGAGAUGUGUAAGCAGUUGGAUCCGCAAAGCAGAACAUUAUAUAAAUGCGUACAUUGUUACAUGACGUUUCUUGUAUUUAAUAAGUUCCAUUAUCACUUUACAUCAGAGCAUAAGAAGAAGGAUUUUAUUUGUGCCGUGUGUUUUUCCAAGUUCCGAUCGCCUAGCGAUUUCCUGAUUCAUCACGAGACUCAUCGCGAAGCAGUGCAAAGUAAUCUGCAAAGUAAUCAGCAAAUGCAGUAUGACGAUACUUCGCAGAAUACAGUUCAGACACCAUUGAAGGAACGUAAUGCUUACGAAACAAAUACCAAGUCAAGAAUGAGUUCGCGAAUAUCAAGUCAGAAAUUCAGUUGUCCGCUCUGCCCCCAGGAGUUCUCUACAAAGGCCGAGUUGAAUGAGCAUCGGACUCUCCAUCUAAAAGUAAAAAUAUACUCAUGCGCUAUUUGCCGUAGUAUGUUCAGCAGCGCCGGUGCCUUGGAGAUUCACAUGAAGGAUCACGGUAUUGAGGACCCGAACGAAAGAAACGCCAAUGUCUCUUGCGUGGAAUAUGGCAACUUAGAAGAGGACGUUAGACUCGAUAUGAAUGCUAGUGCUGUUUCUGAUCCUGGUACUCAAAUUCACAAGUGUGGCGAGUGCGGUAAGGUGAUGUCAAGUUACGCUAAUCUUCGACGACAUGUCAAAAUAGCUCACCGAAAUUCUAAGAUCUAUGAUUGUGUCGAGUGUUCGCGAAUGUUCAUGCGUAAAGAUCUAUACGAAAAUCACAUGAUGGUCAAGCACAACAGCAAGAAGACAAUGAUACAAUGUCCGCAGUGCCCUAAGAGUUUUGUCUUCCAAUCAAAUUUCUCUUAUCACUUCCGUACUGCUCAUCUCGAAAAAUCACAGACUGGUUAUGCCUGCGAUAUCUGCGGCAAAGUCUUUGUCGAAGAAGCAUCUUUAAAAAUACACAGGGGUUGGCAUAAUCGCGCCAACUCGCGUCUGAGUACUCGGUUUAUACUGGGCAAUCAGAAGUCACCUAAAAAUACGCAGAAGGUACCGAGCAAUGUUGAAUCUGGUGAGAUUUCAGAACGGCCGGCGAGAGCACGGAAAUCAUUCCCUAAUCCUCCACUUCAAUCGCCAGAGAGGACAUUAGGAAAUUUCCAAUGUCAAGUAUGCAAUGAUAAAUUUAACGACGUCACAGAGUUGAGAACCCAUCUGUGGGACGUCCACUGCGCCCGCAACAAAGCAGAAAAAAGUUUCUCUAACGACGAGCUUCAAUGCGAACUCUGCACCAAUAUUUUCCCUGAUCAAGAAACUCUAGCUUCUCAUAUGCGAUGGCACAAGGCCAAUCCGAUUCUCAGUGACAUACAAAAGACAUUCUCCUGCGACGUAUGCGGCAAAUCUUAUAGUUCAAAGAAGGUUCUAUGGAAGCACAAGAGGCUUCACAAGGCUACCGUUGUAGCUUCGUUCAAAUUCCAAUCUUUAGCUAGAAAACCGAUGGCUACACAAUUCUUAUGCAACUUCUGCCGCAAAGUUUUUUCUAGCAGUCAAUCUCUGCAGCGGCACAAACUCACCUUCCACAGUGAGCUGCAGAAUCCACAGCGCCCGCACCAACAACAGCUGUACAACAAUCGAGCAUCGUUUGAGGAUGAGCCGAGGACAAAGCGUACGAAAUAUGACCAUGUCAUCGAAAAUGACAAUUCACAGGCUAAGCUUUCUCCUUUCGCUAUGGACUUUGCUGGUGAAAGAAGGAAACCGGUCAUGUGUCACGUUUGCAAGAAAAUGUUCCCUAACAUGAGCGUUCUGUACAAGCACAAGCAAACCGUCCACAAGGCCCGUGGAAAUAAAGACUCGAUACCCGAAUGCAUACCGAUGUCCACCGAUGACGGCAAAUUUUCGUGCAACAUCUGUUUCAAGGAAUUCCCUGGUUUGUCGAAUCUGCGACAGCAUUUCACGAUCAAGCACAAGAAGGCAGCACAGUCCGAAGCUAGCAACGCAUCGAACAAUGACAGAUUGUCGCUUCCGACACCCGAACGACCAAGAGAAGUUCCUACCUACGAAGUGGCCUACAAUAACGUGAUGUACAGUUGCAAACUGUGCAAGCAGUGCCAUGUCUUCAAUAAGGAAUCCAUCAUAACCCAUAUUACUAAUGUUCACAAUACGGUGUACCAGGCCGAUAGCAAGACGUUCCAUAGAGAGGUCAAUCUGAGCACUUACGUAGUGAAAGACGCAAUCGGAGCUACUUGCCCGGAAUGUGACGUCAAAUAUCCCAACAACAGAGCUCUGAAGAUACACUAUAUAAAGUUCCAUGAGAAUGCCGAUUAAAAUCAUUGUUAAAGCCUGGACAUUGAUUGGGCCAGACAGGAAAAAAGAUUUUUUAAUUACAAUCAUAAAAAUCAAUAGACCUCAUCAUGAUUUUUUCCACACGCUUAUAUAUAAGCGGUAUAUUCCUAAAUUGUAUUAAUUAGCAUUAUAAUUUGUUUUCUCAAUGAGUCGAACAAUUAUUAUUUAACGAAAUAAUUUUUUGCAAAUUCCGCAUCUUUAUAUCAAUUGACAUGUAAAAUGAAAGAAAAAAAAGGUACAAGUAUUGUUACCAUAAUUUCGUGAACUUAAAUAAUGAGAAAACAAAUACAUUAUUUUAAGAUACAGGAGGUGUAGUAUUUUAAUUGCACACUUCACAUAUAGUAAUUUUGUUUGAAAAUAUUCAAAAUAUACUUUGUUUAAAUAUAUUUUUUAGUUUAUUUUUUUUCUAACAUAAAUAAUUAAAAUAUUUGAGAUGUGCAAUUGAAAUAGGUUAUCCUGUACAUAUUGUUACGUUAAUAAAACUUAUUUUGCGAAUAAUUUUACAGGCGAAAAUUUAUGUAUGAAUAAUUUGUUUCAAUUCAUAACUGUUUCAUAUAGCGACUGUAUAACUGCGACCAAUGAGGUAUGUAAAUAUCGAAGUGGCUAUAGAAUAAACUAUAUAUAUGGUGAAUUCAUGAAACUUUGCAACCUCUCGGUGCAGUUACGAUAAGUUGAUCGCUGCAGUCAGGUAUACCUGCAUGACCAAUUUUUCCAGGAGAUUAAACUUUUAAUGUGUUUGUUCACGUGUAUCAUGCUAUCGAUUUUAACGUGUGUAUGUUAGGAAUUUUUCUUUAAAAAGGCAUAAUAAAUAGAAUAAUUUUAAAUAUAAUUAAAUUAUCUAAAUAUAAUUAAAUUAAAUUAAUCGAAUUUUGGUACAUUUCUCAAUAUCCUUACCUGGUUGCAGUGAUAAUGAUGAUAACCACCUCGGGGAUAUUACACAAUAAUUGCUUAAAUUUCUUUAUCUACACUAUAGAUACAUUGGGUAGAACUAUCAUUAUAUAUGUAUGCAAAUAAAAAUCAUAAAUAUCUUGCUUAUAUGUAACAGUAUUUAUUAAGAAUCUCCCUUUUUUUUGAUUGUUUUUGCUUAAUUUGACAAUUUUGCGCGUCUUCGUUCCUUUUGUUCUUUUCUUUCAUCUUCUUAAGCUGCAUUAGCUAUGCGUUACAUUAGUUACUAACUACGUAUUUGUAUUUCCAAUGUAUGAAUUAUAGCAAUAAAAGAAAGAAAAAGGAA
Messenger RNA from Solenopsis invicta (red fire ant), 5828 nucleotides. RefSeq names its product oocyte zinc finger protein XlCOF7.1. Lineage: Eukaryota; Metazoa; Arthropoda; Insecta; Hymenoptera; Formicidae. The coding region runs from base 491 to 4579 and encodes 1362 amino acids. Gene Ontology annotation, cellular component: nucleus. The record is from RefSeq and is a predicted model, not a curated record. The transcript has 4 exons. Gene Ontology annotation, molecular function: zinc ion binding.